CGGAAGAGUGUGUGUGCGGAAGAGUGUGUGUAUGUGUGUAAGUCUGUGUGUGAGCCUUUCACACGGAGAUGUUCAUGCUCAUUCGAGAGCCGUCCAACGGAGGAGGUGCUGGAGCCAUGAGCGCACCACAGGAGAGGUCUGCAAAACAGGUGCAGGCUGCCAUCAAGAAGAAGGUGGAGAGGGAAAGGAGACGAAGCAUCGAGCAGGGAAGGCUUGCGGCUGACAUACAGAAUAUGACCCCUCAGCCUCAGAACCGUCAAAGAUCCAAACAGCUCCCUCAGACGGGGACAGCUGAGGCAGCUGAGGCACCUGAGGCAGCAGAGGACAGGGAGGCCUUGGAGGAGAAGCUAGAGGAGAUGAUGGAGGGAUCACAGAGGACACACAUGGAACAAGAGAAGGAGGCCAAUCCUGCAGACCUGCUGCCCAUAGUGGACUCAGUGUUUGGACAGGACAGAGAGCUGAGACCAGAGGAGAUCGAAGAACUUCGUGAGGCAUUUGUGGAGUUUGACAAGAACAAGAAAGGCUACAUCAGCCAUAAAGACCUGGGGGAGUGCAUGAGGACCAUGGGAUACAUGCCCACAGAGAUGGAGCUCAUCCACCUGAGCCAGCAGAUCUGUGGAGGUAAAGUGGACUUUGAGGACUUUGUGGAGCUGAUGGGACCCAAGAUGCUGGCAGAGACAGCCGACAUGAUAGGCGUCAAAGAACUCCGAGAUGCUUUCAGAGAGUUUGACUCUAAUGGUGAUGGCCAGAUCAGUUUGACGGAGCUACGUGAAGCCAUGAAGAAGCUGAUGGGAGAGCAGGUGACCAACCGAGAGAUCAAUGAGAUCCUCAGAGAUGUCGACCUCAACGGAGACGGCCUGGUGGAUUUUGAGGAGUUUGUGCGGAUGAUGUCCCGUUGAUCCGUUGAUGGUCCAUAACUCAGCUGAACAGGCGAUCACGAAUAUGGAUAAGGGAACACACUUCACUGCAGUGAACUUUCAUUUUACUCUUUUAAAAUUAUAUUUUUUUAUAUAAUAUUAGAAAAUAAAACAGUUAACUGCAGUGAAAUCGGAUUUAGAAAUGUAUUUAUUACGUAACUGAUUUUUAAUGUAUUUUUAUAUGCAAAUGUUUGCUCUUUGAGUGUAAAAUCUUGCUUUUAAAAUUGUAAAAAUGUUUUUGUUUUUUGUUAAUAAAUUAAAUGUGUGAAAACUU
Messenger RNA from Cololabis saira (Pacific saury), 1191 nucleotides. RefSeq names its product calcium binding protein 2b (gene cabp2b). Bases 69 to 899 code for a protein of 276 amino acids. Lineage: Eukaryota; Metazoa; Chordata; Actinopteri; Beloniformes; Belonidae. The transcript has 7 exons. The record is from RefSeq and is a predicted model, not a curated record. Gene Ontology annotation, molecular function: calcium ion binding.